UGUUGUGUAUACUAAAUCAAACUGGUUUUGCAAUGGACGCGUAUGUGCAUCCUUUGUUUGUAAUAUGCUGUGAUUUUUAAUGACAAUGAGGUUUUGUUGCUGAACUUGUGAAUAGUAUAUGUGAAGGUUACACACAAUGAUUAAUUUUUUAAAUCAGAGUUUGGUAUUCCUUGAAAUGGUUAUUAUAGUUUUGAACUUGUUUAUGGCAUGUAUUGGUUGUUAUAAAAGCAAGGGAGGAAAUAUUUCAAUAACAGAUGCCAGUGAUUCAGUUUUCAAAUAUAUGUACAUUUCUGGCAAAAGUUAUGAAAAGUGAUCAAUCAAGUGCAGAGGAUCUAUCAAGUGCAACAAAAAUUUUAUUAUGUAUAAAUAUCACUUUCUCAGUUGGUGAAAAAUUUGUUGCCAGUGAUUGCAGACUUUGCUAGAUGGUCGGGCAGAACAUUUUUUAUUGAAGAUUUGCACAUUAUAUGGAAGUCAUUCCAAAAUAACAGAAGAUAUUUUAAAUAGCUGCAAGGAAAUUCUGUAUUAAGCUCUUUUCAAAACAAAAUAUGGAUUUUCAAUCCCUGGUGAACAAGGAUGGUUUCAAAACCAUUCUCCUUUACCAUUUAAAAAGUCAAGUUAGAAGCAAAUUUGGGAAUGCUAUUUCAAACAAGAUUCAAGAGCAUAUUGAGAAAGAUGAAUCUUUAUCUUCGGAUAACCUUGUCACAGAGUUAAGUAGCAACGUUUCUGAAUCGAAAGAAUUUCAGGACCUUUUUAAGUCGUACAUAGAUAACCUAAAUGUUCUCUUCAGUGACAAAGAAUCUUUUGUUCCAAAAGAUGAAAAAUUAGGUUCGGAUUCACAGUGUAGUUCAGCAUCUAGUAUGAAUAUAUCAUCCAUUGAUUUUUUAAGUCCACACCAGUUUCAGAAUAUUACUCAAUCCUUGUUGAAUGGAAUAUUUGUUGAAAAACUGGAAGCUAUUGAAACACUUUGUAGACUACCUGCUCUGGAGCAUAUCAUCAAACCAACUUUGUGGCCAGAAAUUGAGAGUGGUCUUCAGAAUGCUUUGUCAAGCAAUGUUGUCUUAAUUAAAGAUGCCAGUUUGAAACUUUAUUCAAAGAUGCUUAGUUCUCCUGAACCAAAAGUUGUUCAAGAAAGCUAUACUAGUCUCAUAAAAUUCCUCCUACAUAAACUUUUACCCCUCUUAAAUAAAAACAACACAGAUUCAUAUUUCAUGUAUAAGUGUAAGUGUGCAGUGGAAGUCAUAGCAAUUCUAAAUAAGUUCCUUCAAAAUAUAUCUUCGCACUGGUUACGAUAUCCUCAAUCAGUUAUUGAGGAAAUAACUGUUCUGAGCUUAAGUAUAUUAUCACACAGUUGCAAAUAUUCAAGUCAUUUCCCUACUUGGAUAUGUGUUGCUCUUUGUGAUCCUAAAGCAAAAUGGUUAAAGAAUAUCCUCUUUGGACAUAUUAGCAGAGGAUUUUUACUAAGUGCUUUAGAAAGAGAUUUUCAUUUGCUACAAUUUGCUGUUGAAUUCUGUGAAAAAUUUGCCUCUGCUGAUGAUUAUUUAGCAUUAAAAGAUAAAUGCUGUCAAAAGUCUGCUUUUGUUGCAGAAAUAACACAUAUAAUCUGUUUUCUUUCUCAUAUUCUUCAAUACUACCAGGGAAGAGAAAUUUUUGCGUAUGUGUCACAAGGAACAUUAUCACCAUGCUGGAUGAAUGCGCUGAACUUAGUGAUGAAAUGCACUCGGAAACUAUGCUGUGUAACUUGUUUUAAUUGCUGUGCUGUUGUAUGUGAAAUAGUUUCAAAAAAGUGGUCAUAUUUUUGGGAUGGUGAUAUAUCUAUUACAGGUAACAGUCUGACAGAAAUGCUUAUAUUUCCUCAUUGUGAUGUAGGAUGUACAGCAGUAAGUAGUAUUUAUUUCACAAUACAAUGUUUAUGUGAGGCCCUUGAUAGCUUCUAUAAUGUUUCUGAUAUCCUUCCAACAGGUAAGGUUGAUCAUUUUAUAUGUGCACUUUUGAAACAUUGUAUUGAUUUUUAUUUUAUAAACAGUGAUUUAAAUCAGGUGCCAAUAUGUGUUUUAAACAUCUUAAUUUCUUGUCUUUGUCUUGUGAAGAAAAUAUUAUCAACUCCUUCAACUUUUUUUCUGAAGAGUCAGUUUAAUGAAGUUCUUAAAAUAUGGUGGUUAAAAACUAAUGACUUUUGCAAGAAAAAGUCAACUAUUAAUGACUGUGAUUUAGCAUCCAGCCAUCGCAAUGAAGUUACAUCAGAAUUAGAGAAUAAAAUGUCACUGCUACAUAUGUGCUUUUUGGGAAAACCAUUUGGCAUUCAAAUUUUACAUAAUGCUGAAUACUUGGAAAUAAGUUUGCAUGUUUUAUUAGAAAAAAUGCUUACUGAUUUGAAGCAGAAGAACUCCCUUUGUCCCCGUGAUUCUUUGUUGCUGUCAACUGCACUGAAUUCAAGUUUUUCGCUGACUUCUAUUUUAAAUAAGUCUUUAUUGUUCAAACUUUCUUCAGUAAUUUGGCAAGCAAAUGAAAUGGAAAAUUUAUUAGAAAGUCCAAUUAAACUCAUGUUAGAAAUAUUGGUACCUUCCAUAUUUACUGAAUUAACUACUAAUGAAAUGUUAGUUGAUACCAAUUGUGAUAAUCCAAACCAGUUAUUUGAAUAUGUGUUAUUGUUUCCUAAUUUGACAACUCACGACUGCAUACCACAUGAAGACUAUAACAUUCUUGCUUUACAAGUUAUUUCUUCAUUGACAUCUUCAAUUCAAUCUGUAUGUAUUCUGCAAGCUAAAUUCAUGUUGAUAGAAAUGCUUUUUGAACUUCAAUCCCAGCAUGUGAAUAAUGAUGGAAUAUUAAUAACAGAUCCUAUAACAAUAUUAGUUAAUCUUAUUUUAGUGAAGAUGUAUGCAGUUGGGGGUCCAGAAGAGAAGGUUCUGCCUCCUGAAUUUCUAGAGAACAGCACUGAAUACAAUUGGCCUUUUAUUCAAAGCUAUCCUCUUCCUGAAAUAUAUUAUCAUGAGCUGUCAUUGGAUAAUAAUUUUAAUAUGAAUUUCUGCAUUACAGAAAUUCAUCAAGUGAAUUUGCAGAAUGUCUUUCUGAAGUGUAUCCAGUCUAACAAACAAUUAACACCAGAUUUUCUUUUACAUUUGUUAAAAUGUAACCUUAAUCUAUUAACUGCUGAUUUAGACUUUUCCAAGACCUUGAAUUUUGUAACUUUAGAUUCACCCAGUGAAAUAGUCUUGGAAGAUGAAAUACUUUAUGGAAUUUCACUGACAAAUAGAUAUGGAAAUAUUUUAAAACUGACAUCAGCUGAUGAUUCAUGGAAAUUAGAAAAAUUGUUGAAAGCAGUAAAAUGUUUUUUUGGAAUAGAAAAUUAUGUAAAAUUUGAUACUUUUGUGAACACAAUUUACCUAAUUUUUAAAGCUGAUUUAGAAGCAUGUUGGCUAUUUUUAGAAACCUUUGCUACAUCCAAAAAUUCUCUUUUCAUUUGGUCUGAGCGAUUAUUACAAGCAAAAGGUUAUGAUUCUCAGAAGUAUACAACGUUUUACUGUGCAAUGCUGGAACAAUGCGAUAUUAUUGUAAAAACAACUCUGCCACUUGUUUUUAAUGCUCUCAAAUCGUGUGGGAUUUUGCCAUCUGUUAUUUUCAAAUACUGGACAAACCAGUGUUAUUGGAAUUAUUUAGAUUUUAUUGAAAUAGCUCAAUUUCUGCUCAUGAGUAUAAUACAUUCUGGUGAUUUUGUAAUAUAUUUCUUUGUUUCUAUUUUGAAACACCUCCAGCCUGUGAUAUUAAAACAUGCACAUGAUUGUGAUAUUUUCAGCAUUUUGAAAAAAAUGCCUGUUCAUAAUUAUAAGUUAUUUAAUUACAUACAGUUCAUAAUUGAGCUUUCUGACUGUUUUCAUGCCUCUGUGUCUGAAACAGUUAUGGAUAUUCUGGCUGAAAAAAUGUCAUAGAUUAUAUUUGUUAAAUACUUUUAUUGAAAUUUAAUGUUUAAAUGUUGUUGAAGUGUAUUGUAUGCUACAGAGCAGACUUUCAAAUUUCUAGAAAUGUCAUAUAAUGAAUCAUAUUUAAAUUUCAAUAACAAUGUACUUGCAUUUACCAGGAAGAAUUGAAAAGCAAUGUAUUCUAUUUUUUUUUUUUUUUUUUUUUUUUUAAAGAAACACUUGCAUAGGUUUAAUACAAAGAAUGCUCAAAUAUGAACAGGAAUCUAACAUUUAAAUUGUAUUUAUUAAUAUAAACAAAAUGACUUACAAUCUGAUUUUCUGUUUAGUCAUUGACCAUCAUGAUCUUUUUCUUCCAAAAACCUAAGAAAUUUCUUGAUUCCGAAAAAAUAAAACUUUUGUGAUUGAUAAAUUUUUGCAAAGUGUUAAUAAUCUGUUCAUUAGAUAUGAAUUUCUUCUGUCUUAAAUUUUUUUUUUAGAGGAUCAAAGAGCUUAAAGCAUGAUGGUGCUAAAUCACCUCAAAUUUGAGGUGAAAUGGUACUUCUGUUUUUCAAAGAUCUAAUGAUGAUUUGCUGUGCAGCGGUAUUGUGAAUCCCUUACCCCCAACAAGUUGAUUACAACUGAAAGGAGUUGUGAAAAGAAGAGCUAGCCAGUUAUUGACAAGUGUGUUAUUGUGACUAUCUUACUUGUCUAACAGUAAUAUCAGAACAAGUCUACAAAAUUUUAUUGUGGUGAGAAGCAUGGAGUUGUUUCUGUCAUUGGCAUGUGCCUUCAGCACCUUAUUAUUAGAGUAUGUCUUUGCCCAUCUCCAUCUUAAUUUUAAUGGAGAUUCUCCCAGGGAAUGAUUACAAGGGCCUCCCACCCCCGGCUCCUAUUACAAAACCAAUUGAGAUUACUUUUGGCUCAACUGUGUAUUUUAAAUGCUGCCAUGCCACAAAGACACUAUGCAUUUACUCGAAAUGAGAAUAAAAGGCUAUCUAAGCCUUUUAUUAUAGCCUUUUAUUCUCAUUUCGAAUCCAGGCCUAAUGCAUCCAGCAACACUAACCACUAUAUAGAUCAGGGUGGCUUUGAAAAUUGUAAAUACUGUAUUUCCUUAUGUAUCCCCCCAUAGCUUUUUGGUACCAGGUUCUGAAAAUUUUAAAAAUAUUCACGCAAUUUUGCCGUUCAUCAAUGCAUUCAGAAGAUGAGUUCCCCAAAACUUUAAAAUAGAUUCAUCCAUGUAAUGACUGUUUUCAUCGUACUAACAAACUCUUGCAAAUACUUGUGAAGGUCAUGCUAAGCCUUCUCUUCUAAUUGUUGAACUUUACACUAGCCUAUUAUACGAACCAACCCAUCACUGCGAAACAAACAUGAACUGACAUUCAGUUUACGAUUUUGUGAGUUAGAUGCACAUUCACCUGCUCCAAUUUUUUAAGGAGGAUUUGAGGUCUAGUAGCAGCGAAAACAUUAAAACUGGAGUAUCCGGUCCUCGCCUGAUCACCGGGACCAAAGGCUAAGAGGAAAAAGCAUGUUAAAUCAUAGCACUAAAAAAAUCAGUGAAAUUAAAUUUUUGAAAAACCCUAAUUAAAGAAUUUUGAUAUCUACUGACUGAAGCUGUUGGCUCACUAACAUCUUUAUUAACCUUCCGGCGGGCGCGCCUUCUGCACCAACAGGUCGUGCGUAUUUCGCUAGAUACGCUAUUAUAAAAAAUAAAUUUUCCAGAGCAAAAAUAUUGAAAUUAUUUUGUAAAUAGUUAAAUGUUAAUAAGUACAAUUGAGUUAAACAAUAUGAACUUUAAAUUAAGGAAAUAAAAUAAGUAUAAA
Molecule: messenger RNA, 5716 nt
Organism: Stegodyphus dumicola
Lineage: Eukaryota; Metazoa; Arthropoda; Arachnida; Araneae; Eresidae
Product: protein broad-minded-like
Source: RefSeq, a predicted model, not a curated record